ACGAAAUGUAAAUUAUUUUUCAUUUCACCUGUUUGAUCAAUUAAUAUCAUGACAGACAGCAGUAUUGUUGAAUAUUUUUCUGGAAAUGAAGGCUAUAGGUGUGGUUAUUGUAAAUCAGAUAAUACCUGUUAUUCUCAUGGAAUGUGGACUCAUACUUUGACUCCUCUAGAUUAUCAAAAUUUGAUUGAUAGAGGAUGGAGGAGGAGUGGAAAAUAUUGUUAUAAACCAACCAUGCACCGAACAUGCUGUCCUCAAUAUACAAUCAAAUGUGAAGCUAAGAAAUUUGUCUUAUCAAGAUCUCAAAAGAAAGUUUUAAAAAAAAUCCAUAAAUUCUUAGCCUAUGGUGAAAAAGAAAAACUUUCUCAAGAUGAAUCUUCUGAAGCCGUGAUGGAACAUAUGGAGGUUUCUGAUUUUCCUCAAGCCAUUGAUAUGCAAAGCUUAAAAAAUAUAAAGGUUGCUAAAGAUCUGACUUGCCAAAAUAUGCACAGAGUGCAAACAAGCGAUGUACAAAAUGACAGUACAGCACAGAAUCAUGAACUUUGUAAAGAAGAGUCGCUUCAAAGUCCUUGCAAUUCAGCAUCUGUUGAUGUACCUGCUGUCUCAGAAUCUAGUCAUUCUAUAACUUGUGAGGAAAGCUCUUCUACUUCAGUGCAAGCUAAUCAAAUGGAUCUUGAUCGACCUCCAUGCCGAAAGGCGAAACUUAUCCGUCGUGAGAGAAAAUUGCAGAAACUUUUAAAAAUGGGUGUAUCCGCUGAUGAAGCAAAGGCCUCGAUGGAGAAAAAGAAUGAUCGAGCAAAGAGUCUUGAAGAUUUUAUCAAUCAACCUCUACCUGCAGAACCUGCGCAUAAAUUAGAAUUACGACUUGUACGCUCAGAUUUUGAAAAUGACAUAUUCAUAUCUACUAUGGAAGAGUCACAUGCUGUGUAUAAAAAAUAUCAAAUGACUAUUCAUGAUGACUUAGAAGAGGAAUGUAGUCUUGAUUCUUAUGGAGAUUUUCUUGUUGAAACACCCCUCGAGCAUUGUGAUGAUAUUUUGUGUCGGAGUGGCUAUGGAUCAUUUCACCAGCAAUAUUGGUUAGACAACAAAUUGAUAGCUGUUGGUGUCAUUGAUAUUUUGCCUUAUUGUGUCUCUUCUGUAUAUUUCUAUUAUGAUCCCAGUUACAGUUUUUUGUCUUUAGGAACAUAUGCUGCUUUGAGAGAAAUAGCUUUAACCCGUGAACUUAACAUCAGGUAUCCUGCUCUUCAGCAUUAUUACAUGGGUUUCUACAUUCAUUCAUGUGUUAAGAUGAGAUAUAAGGGCCAGUAUUUUCCCUCCUUUUUACUGUGCCCAGAAACAUUCAUCUUUCAACCAAUUGAAAAAUGUAGGCCUAAAUUAGAUGUAGCAAAGUAUCAGCGUUUGGAAGAAGAUUCCAGCAAAGGAGACCCUGACGGAGUAGUAAAUUUGAAAGAAGUAUUGAUUCUUUUUAAUAAGAGACCAAUGAUUUAUCCAGUCUAUCGAAAUUUAAAUAGGCAUGCCAAUGAUGAAAAUCUUGUGAAAGAGUAUGCAGGAUUGGUUGGCAGGAAAUGCUACCGAAAAAUGCUACUGUAUAGAAAUUAACUUUUUCAUUUGUAAAUGCUUUCAUAUUAUGACAGCAUUUAAAUUUCCACAUUGGAAAUAUUUUUAUAGCAGCUGGUGUAUUAUUUCAAAUUGCUAUGUGCUUAGCACAUCAUGCUAGACAUAUUAAUUUAGAAGUCAGACAACAAAAUUUCAGCGUUAUAUUUUCAAAUUUUCACAUGAAACUAGUCCUGUGAAAAUUUGAAAAUAUAACACUGAUUUUUAUUGUUUGACUUCUAAAUUAGUACUUGUUUGGCAUGUGAUGGUAUCAUAAUUAUGUUAGACGUAUAUUAAAAGUCAUUUAAAAAUAAGGA
Molecule: messenger RNA, 1907 nt
Organism: Stegodyphus dumicola
Lineage: Eukaryota; Metazoa; Arthropoda; Arachnida; Araneae; Eresidae
Gene: Ate1
Product: arginyltransferase 1
Biological process (GO): protein arginylation
Cellular component (GO): cytoplasm
Molecular function (GO): arginyl-tRNA--protein transferase activity
Source: RefSeq, a predicted model, not a curated record